Prinia subflava (tawny-flanked prinia) is the source of this 3661-nucleotide messenger RNA. It is a transcript of the gene LRRC26, whose product is annotated as leucine rich repeat containing 26. Gene Ontology annotation, molecular function: protein binding. The record is from RefSeq and is a predicted model, not a curated record. Lineage: Eukaryota; Metazoa; Chordata; Aves; Passeriformes; Cisticolidae.
GAAAACCAGGUCCGGGAGCAAAGCCCCAUCCAGGUUUGCAGCUGGGUGAGCAGGGGAAUGAAUGCGAGUGGCUGCAGGGAGCCGAGCACUGCCCAGCACUUCCAGCCAGCACCACCGGGCUCAGCCGAGGGCACCGGGCAGGGCCAGGCGCUGGGCAAGGCGUGGGGCUCUAGGGAAGCUGUCCGUGGGGGCAGCCCAGCACAGCAGGUCAGGGAGCCCUCUGUGCCUCGGGAGGCAGCCAUGGGCUGCUGGAGGGUCCCCGGCCCCAUACUGGCCUUGCUGCUGCUCCUGUGGCCACCACCCUCGCCAGCCUGCCCGUCCGCCUGCCGCUGCUCCCCGGGAGAGGUGGACUGCAGCGAGCGGGGCCUCCGGGAGGUGCCCUGGAGCCUCUUGGCCAACACCAGCACCCUGUGGCUGGGCUACAACUUCAUCACAGUGCUGGGGCCACGCUCCUUCCCUCUGCUGCCGGGGCUGCGGCUGCUCAGCCUGGUCCACAACCGCCUGGAGCUGAUCCACAGCCGGGCGCUGCUGGGGCUCGGGGCGCUGCAGGAGCUGGACCUCAGCCACAACCACCUCACCGUGCUGACCCCCGAGACCUUCCUGCCCCUCACCAGCCUGGCCACGCUCAACCUGGGCAGCAACAGGCUUGGGGAACUGGAGCCCGGGGUGCUGGAUGCCUUGCCCCAGCUCCAAGCACUUUUCCUGCAGGACAACCCCUGGGUGUGCAGCUGCGGCAUCCUGCCCCUCUGGCGCUGGCUCAGCUACAACAGGGAAAAAGUGCGAGAGAAGAGUUUGCUCCUCUGCAGAGUUCCGGAGCAGCUGAACAAGUAUCCAAUCAUGGCUUUUGGGGAUGAGUCAUUCAGGCAGUGCCAGGGGACCUCUCUGUCCCCCCAGCACUACAUUGCCUUCUUCAUCAUUGGACCCUUCUCCUUCAUUGCCAGCAUCUUCUUCUGCACCUUCAUUGGCUCCCUCAUGGUGUUCUACCACAACCUGCGCCGGGAAUCCCAGUGCUGGAGGAGACCCCGCAUUUGCAGGGUGCACUGAGCUGGCUCUGCCCUGGGCAGGCUGUGCUCCAUCCACGCCCCUCUCCAGCUGCCUGCACCCACCUGUCACAACCUCAUCCCUGUGGACCAGAGGGAGGAAGUUCUGUUCCUGGAAUUGCUUUGGGUUUUUUCAGAGUCCCCCGAGAUGGUGGUGAGCUGCCUCUGCCAGGGGGGAGCAGCCUCCAGCUCAGCUCCCUACAGGGCAUGGGCUGACCACAAAUGCUCUCAGUGUUUUGGGAGGCUCCCCAGGGCCACCCUUGGAUCUGCAUAUCCCCUUUGUGAGGGCACCCAGGUGAUCCUUCUCCCCUUGUCCUGCCCCCUGUGCUGCCCAGUCCCUUCAGUGUUCAUUUAGGAUGCCCCAUUUAGGAUGCACCACUGUGCCUUUAGGUGCUUCCUGGGAGUCCCUGUGUGCAUCCCAGAACACACCACAUUCCUCUUGGUGCCUUUCAGGCCACCCCAGGAGUCACCAUUUGGUGCAGACCAGGAGCCUCUGUAUGCCUUUCAGUUUGCUCCUUGGGCCUUUUGGUGCCUCCUGCACCCUCUGACUGCUUUCAGUGACCGCAGCAGCCUCAGUGCUUUUUUUUCUGUGUCCUCAGAACUCCUUGGCUUGGCAUUUCCUGCACCCAAAUGCCAUGUUUAGCUUCUGUGUCCUGGCAGCCAUUGUUUUCCUUUUAGUGUACCCCAGAGCUCUCCAUGUGCCUUUUGGGGACUGGUUGCAAAAAGCUCCUUUUGAUAAGUUUUUUUCAUUAAGUCAGGAAUGCUGGUGCUGAGAAGGCUCAGCCAACAACCAAGAUCUAGGGUGAGGCUGAAGUUUAGGGUGAGGACCAGGAAGAGCCUUGAGGUGCCACUGAUGUGGUUCGGCAGAGGAGCUGCCAAAGGAUGGGUGAGGCUGUAGUGGUUUCUCUCUCAAUAGCUUUUCCCUAAGCUACAGCUCACCUCAAGCCAAGGCAUAGGGUUAGCUCAGUGCUGGGAGUGGGGUCAAACAAGCCCUUUGCAGGGGCCCUUUACAGCAGCCCUGGCUGCUGCCUCACCUCCCAUCACCCACAAAAUGGGGCUGGGGCUGCCUCUGCACCUCCCUGCCCUGCUCACUCCUUCCUUUUCCUGUGGAAAUGCUGCUGGAAAUGCUUAGUGAGCAUGCUGGGAGAUGGCCUGGAAGGAUCUGGAACUGUGCUCCAGGAGAAAGCCACAAGCUGGGGUGACAAAACCAUCUUUCUUUGUUUGGUCUGAUCCCUUUGGUCUGAUCUCUUACCCACUGCAACAUGAUCAGCGCCACAAUGAGAUGCUGUGCCCACCAGCCUUGUUCACUCCAUCUCCUGCCUGUGCCAGAGCUGGGACCUGCCAGAGAUGUGGCAGGAGUCAGUGCAUCCUUCAGCAGGCUCUUGGCAAGGGUUCAGUAAAUCACUCAAAAAUAAACCAUAUGUCGCCUCAGUGGUGGCUUGCUCCCAUUUUUAUUAUCAAGAGGGAAACCAGCCCCAUGUGCUGCCACAUGGCCACUUCCUCCUCUGCUGUGGGGCAGAGGGUCUGCAGGGAGCUGCUGAAGGCAGCAUCUGCUCCAGUGCUGCCAGCCCUGCACCUGGGAGGGCUGCAGGACCUCUGCCAGGAUCGUGGCCUUGCCUUUCCCAGGAGCAAUCCCAGUUCUCCCAGACUCUCUCUAGAGAGCAUCUAGCUAUUCCCAAGAAGGUCUGGGCUUCCCAUUUGGAGCUAGGACCUUGUUUGUCAUCCUGCACAGCCACCUGAACCCUACUCCUUCCCUCAGACCAUCCUGAGGCUGAGGCCCCAUGAGGCUGGGCUGGAGGUCUCAGCACGUGGGGAAGAUGCUGUGCGUGGGUGAUGUUGCUUCAGUUCAGCCUUGGGGGACCUUCCUAUUUUGGAGAUCACUUGAUGGAUUUCCCUAUGGAUGGGCUGAUGUGUGGGGGCUUCCCCAAUGCCUUCAUCCCUGCAUUCCAUCCCCUAUUCCCAAAGGCUAGCCCCAAUGGCCAGGCCCCAGGCUGACUCCCAGGAGAUGGGGAGCCCAGCAGUGGCCUGGGACUGUUUUCUGCAGGAUGGAGGUGGGACAGGGCCAGCUGCCAUGGUUCUGGUGUUUGGACAGCUCCAGACUGUCCCCAUCCCCUCACUGCAAGGCCUGUGCCCCACCCUGGCUGCCCAGGUUCUCUGUCACCUGACUAUCCCAGAAUGGGGAUGCCCUUUCCCUCCCAGUCUCCUCUACAGCCCCUGGCCUUUCUACCUGCUGGUUUCUCCAUCCCUUCCUGUCCCUCCACUGUUGGCAGACCCUGCCACAGGGUUGGGUGAGGCUGUGAUUCACUACAGGGCUCCCUGCCAGCUUUGCCAGAAGUCAGAGACAGAAAGAGGCACACAGCUCUGGAAUAAACCACUUCGUGAUCCAGUCUAGACUUUACUGAGCUCUUGCAAAAACUUGGUAUUAAUGUAACAUUGACGUAUAAAGUAGAAUGGGUCCGAUUUCUCAGCUGGAGCUAGAUGAACUUGAUGGAGCCACAGCAGUCAGUGGGACGAUGCUCACAGACCUCAGCUGCCAUGUGAAAAUCCUGUCUGGGGGCUGCUGGGGCAGAGGGAAGGCGGUUCGUGCCGCUGGGGCUGGGGACCACGUUGCGGGUGUGUUU